AUGACUGGGGUGAACUUGUUUCGGUCAAAGUGGAAGCUGGUGCUGAGUGCUUUCCUUAUUUGUAUCGUAAUCUCCGAAUUAGCUCAUUGUCAUAAAGAUGCUCAAGAACAGGGGAGGAGUCCCGGGAAGAAACCCAAGUCUGGAAAACCUAAACUGGCCAAAGCGGCAAAGAAAGGAACCAUGGCUGUGAAAACCAAACCAAUGGUGAAAGCACCAAGUCAGACCUUGCUCACACAGGUUAUAAACAAAGGUAAAUUCAUAAAAUUGGGAGAGACUAUAAGUGUGAACGCUGGAGCUCCUCUAGAGUUGAGGUGCAAGGGUAAACCUGUGCAGUGGAGCGUCCCGUCAUACCUGGAGGAGGAUGAUGAUGGCCGACUCAGGUUUGUUCAGCAUGAAAGAUAUGGCGCGCUGACACUAGUAAACACUACAGGUGCAGACACAGGGGAGUACACCUGCUACCCUAUGUUCUGCGAGGACACAGAUUGCAGAAAGAACUAUGAAAAGGCUGCUAAAGUCUUUGUUUUCUUCCCUGACCCACAGGAGCUUUUCGUCCCAACGUCUGAUUACUAUGAGGUAAUUCAGUUGCGCACCAACUGGCCGACCCGUCUGCCCUGCCAGGUAACGUCACCCGCAGCCAAUGUGACACUGCACCGUGAGUUCCCGCCAGUGGAGGUGGCAGUGGAUGGAACGGAAAUCUCUUUCAACGUGAAGAAAGGUUUCACCAUCCAUCGACCACGGCCCUAUCAUGCCGGGGCGUUGUACUGUGUGGCCAGCCUGGGUGGCCUGAGGCAGAGCUCCACCAAGUACAUGCUCAUCUAUGUCAAUUACCCAAUGGCUCCCCCUGCUCCAGUGAUCCAGGCCAGUUCGAGCUCUUUGGCUACUGGUGAAAAUCUUCGUGUCAGCUGUACUGUGAUGGGAGAGAAAAAUAUGGCAGUAGAGAUCACAUGGGACUACCCUGGACAACAGAUAGGAAGGCCUCAGUACACGCUCGAGAGCAUCAAUCCAGUCACCGGGGGUGCAACUGGACAACAGACUCAGUCCAUUCUCCUGGUGGACGAGGUGAGAGACGUGGACCAAGGAGUAUACACAUGCACGGCCGAGAACCUACAAGGAUCGAAAUCAGUAUCCACAACAGUCAAAGUGCUUCACAAAGCAAAGCCUACAAAACCUUGA
This is a messenger RNA of Nerophis lumbriciformis (worm pipefish), 1173 nucleotides long. Lineage: Eukaryota; Metazoa; Chordata; Actinopteri; Syngnathiformes; Syngnathidae. The record is from RefSeq and is a predicted model, not a curated record.